This is a messenger RNA of Oncorhynchus kisutch (coho salmon), 3135 nucleotides long. Its product is annotated as polypeptide N-acetylgalactosaminyltransferase 10-like. NCBI's taxonomy places the organism in Eukaryota, Metazoa, Chordata, Actinopteri, Salmoniformes, Salmonidae. The transcript is spliced from 5 exons. Gene Ontology annotation, molecular function: polypeptide N-acetylgalactosaminyltransferase activity. The record is from RefSeq and is a predicted model, not a curated record. Gene Ontology annotation, biological process: protein O-linked glycosylation. Gene Ontology annotation, cellular component: Golgi apparatus. The coding region runs from base 19 to 756 and encodes 245 amino acids.
GGAUGUGUGGGCGGGCGUAUGGAGGACAUCCCGUGCUCCAGGGUGGGUCACAUCUACAGGAAGUACGUCCCCUACAAGGUCCCUGGCGGGGUCAGCCUGGCUAGGAACCUGAAGCGAGUGGCCGAGGUAUGGAUGGAUGAAUAUGCAGAGUACAUCUACCAGCGGCGGCCAGAGUACAGGCACCUGUCAGCAGGAGACAUGACAGUGCAGAAGGACCUGAGGAACAGCCUCAACUGUAAGAGCUUCAAAUGGUUCAUGACAGAGGUGGCCUGGGACCUACCCAAGCACUACCCACCUGUGGAGCCCCCUGCUGCCGCCUGGGGCGAGCUGCGCAACACAGGCUGUGGCAUGUGCAUGGAGAGCAAACACUUUUCGUCUGGGUCGCCCGUCCGCCUGGAGACAUGUCUGAAGGGGCGGGGUGAGGCCGGGUGGAGCCAUGGACAGGUGUUCACGUUUGGCUGGCGGGAGGACAUCCGUGUGGGGGGCCCCAUGCACACAAAGGUCUGCUUCGAUGCCAUCUCUCACAACAGCCCUGUCACCCUGUAUGACUGCCACGGCUUGAAGGGUAACCAGCUGUGGCGCUACAGGAAGGAUAAAAGUUUAUACCACCCCAUCAGUAACAGCUGUAUCGACAGCAACCCCACAGAGAGGAAGGUGUUCAUGAACACGUGUGACCCCAGCGUCCCCAGCCAGCAGUGGGUGUUUGAGAAGACCAACACCACCGUCCUGGAGACGUUCAACCGCAAUAGCAACUGACACCUGUAGGGGUCAGCACUAAACCUGAACACUGAACCUGAACUCACUCUGGAACUGUGUUCUUUCACUAAGACAGAAGUGGGAUGUUGUUACUCUAAAGGGAUCAAGGGUGGAAGGAAGUGAAGGGGGGUCAGGGGGUAGCAUUAGCAUGUGCAAGCCAGUCUAGAUACAUCAGUUAUUGGGCGAUGGAGAAGAGUUGGCGCCUGAGAGGUUCUCUCUGUGGUUGAAAGACUAGUCUCUCGAUGCGGUGAUGGUGUCUUCCUGCGUUAGGGGGAUUAGGUCUGUCACAGCACGGUCAUUCUGGCGGUGGUCCAUCUCAUUUCUGCUUCUCUGUGCCUCUCCCAGAUGACUGCCCAUACGUCCAUCUACAUCACCCUGUGUGAGUGUGUCUCUUGCUCAGUCACUUUCCCUCCAUUCCCCUCAUGUGCCGCCCCUGCUCUGACAGCCCCCCCUGAGACACCCGCUGAGCCAAGCCCUAACUGACACACUGUGAAGCCGGCCAGACCCAACCACUCUGAAAAGCACCUUGUGUUGAUUCGUGUUUUUGUUUUCUUGUUAUGCUCACUUGGCUAGCUUUUUCUCUUUCUUGGUUUCCCCUCUAUAGCAUUGAUCGAAAGUGGAGUUGCGCAACAUCUGUCCAAAUGAAGAGGGGUAAGAAAAACCUCAUCUUUUAGGACAUGUAUUUUGUUUUAGCUCUGAAUGAAUAAUACUUUAGUAGCAGCACUUUGUCUCAGCACUCUUAUCUAUUCGAAGGACUGUGAUUUGAUGCCAAUGAUUUGUCCAUAGAGGGAACUGUAAGGACUACUAUCAUCAGUUUAUUUUUGUCCCAUCACCUGAACAGAGGCUCCCGCUGCCUUCUGGGAUGAACCCCAGCACUCUCUGGAAUGACUUCAUCAUGAAACACAUGGAGGUCAGCAGCACUGAGACAGUAGUCAGACCAUGCUGGUUUCUCAAACGCAUCAGGAGUGACUCUAGACUGGUUUGCCCGGGGGGGGGGGGGGGUUAUUAUAGGUGGUUUAGAUGCAUUAAGCACUUGCAAUGAUAAACUUGAAUAAAAAUCGUAGUGCCUUGCUGGAUGAGAGCAGAAGUAAAUACGGCCUGGUCUGACUCGGCCUGGCCUGGUGCCCUAUUCCAGUCGUCCUCCUCCUACACUGUCUCAGACUGCCUGACAGAUGUUGGAGAGAGAGGCAAUCUGAGGUGACACCGGCUCUUAAUGGAUGGGGUUCUACAACAGUAAUGUAUUUGUAAUGUUAGUUUUUUGCUAGUAUCUUCAGCUAUUCACUAUGUGUUCUCCUGCCUUUCAAAGUUAACCGUUUUCUGAAAAGACCCUCUUAUGUUCAUGGCAUGUCACCAACAUGCCAAUUUGUUGUUUUAAGAUCUACAAUGGACAUUCAAGCAUUGAUUAGUAUUGAAUUCCUGUUCUUGUUGUGCGUUUAGAUUUUGUAGCGUUAUGACCUCUUACUCAGCAUUUGUUUUCUUUCAGUUUUUUGUCUUGGCUUAGCCAAUGAGUUGUUUGUAUAUCAAAUGCAAUUCAGUUUUGACCUGGGCGUUGUUCAGAAAGACUGCGAACAUUGCCUGCUGUGUAGUUAUGUUCCAUUCUUUGUGUGUGUGUUUUUUGUUCCCCUCUUUUCCUCUGAAAUAAUUCCAAGGUAGAGCCCUUGUUUAGCCUUAGGUGUUUGUCUGCUGCAAAAAAAGUUAUUAGGGCAAAACAUUGUCACCUUAAGGCAAAGCGGGAUGUGAUAUGCAUGAUGCAACGAUCACACCCUUCAUCAGUCAAACUCUCAUCCUACCCCUUUCAGAAAUUGAUAAGUCUAAUUAGCAUUUUAAAAAACAAUGUAGCUUUUUGUUGAUGUUUGAUGGAACUAAUUUGAGUACACUACUAGCCUGUAGCGUAUGUGUUGUAGAUUUUGACUGGCCAAGUGAAUCAUCAAAUAGUUUAGACUCAAACAAUGGCAUUCUUCCAUGCAUUGUGGAGAAAAUGUAUGGAAAUUCAACAAGACAUCCAUGUGGCACAUUAGUAUGAGAUGCUGCACAAUGAGGCUUUAGUUGUGAAGCAUCUUUGUUGCCCAGUCAUGUAACACUGUAUGUUUUUUCUCCUUAUCAAACUGAAAUGUAGCUAGGACUGGAAGGGGACUCCAAAGUUGGUUACUUCCAUUGGUUUCCCUUUCCAAAAAUGUUUAGUUUUGUCCCGGCAAGUAAGUGGCAUGUAUGGAAGACCAAAGCUUUUAAAUAUUAUGAUAAAAAUGGCCGAAUCUAAGUUGUGUAACUUUUUCCAAGACAAAAUAUUCAUUUUCUAAUUAUUCCAGCUAAAUACAUUUCACAAUUAUACUUACAGAAUUAUUACGUCUGUACCAGAGUUGUAAUUUAAGCUGAUUAAUU